Molecule: messenger RNA, 2377 nt
Organism: Saccostrea echinata
Lineage: Eukaryota; Metazoa; Mollusca; Bivalvia; Ostreida; Ostreidae
Product: kinetochore protein NDC80 homolog
Exons: 16
Coding region: 40-1971 (643 amino acids)
Biological process (GO): attachment of mitotic spindle microtubules to kinetochore
Cellular component (GO): Ndc80 complex
Source: RefSeq, a predicted model, not a curated record
AACAAAACAUGGUGAUCAUUGUCAUAUUGUAGUGCUGUCAUGAGGAGAUCUUCUUCUUUGGGACGAUCGUCCACCUCCCACUAUAGCAGUGCUAGCAAGAGAACAUCCUCAGCAUCCAGACCAUCUGUAGGAGGAAGACCCUCAGUAGGUGGCGCUGCUCCACUGAGGGUUAGAAAUGAGGAUAAUUCUAAGAUCCCAACCUCCUCAAAGAAAACAAAGCAUACAAACUAUGGAUUUAGUGGGAGACCAUCAAUGGACUACAGAAAUUCUAUAGGAGGUCAUGGGGACCGACUCGCUAGUAAAACCCCAAAUAAAGGGUUGAGGAGGAGUAGUCACAUGGGAGUCCCAAUGGUGAAUGGAAUCCCCAAAGAUCCCAGGAAGAUUUCUGACAGAAACUUUCAGGCCAAGUGUGUCACAAAACUGGUGGAGUUUUUAACAGAAAAAGGAUACCCUUACAAGUUAUCGCCAGAGAUACUUAAAGCACCUCCUAGGAAAGAUUUUUUUCAAAUCUUUGAGUUUUUGUAUAGCAUGUUAACACCAAGGUACAGGAUUGGAAAGAAACCAGAGGAAGAAAUCCCCAAAAUCUUCAAGGAAUUGGGCUACCCAUUUAUGAUAUCCAAAACUUCUAUGUUUGCUCUUGGUACCCCUCAUACUUGGCCCACAAUCUUAGCAGCUCUUGUUUGGAUGGUAGAUCUAAUCCAGUUUGGUAUGCAGGUUGGAAUAUCCAUUGACAGUUUUCUGUUCCCACCAAAUGAAGAUGAAUUUGAUUCCUUGCCAGAGGCACAGAUUUUGUAUGAUUAUGUAGAGAAAACAUAUGCAGCGUAUAUGGAGGGAUAUGACACCUUUGAAGAUUAUGAUGAACAUCUUUCUCAUCAUCUUAGUCAAAAACUUUAUGGUAUAAGUGAUGGUUUAGAAAACUUGGAUGGUGAAAACAAGCAACUGGAAAAAGAGUUAGAAGCUAUGGAAGAAGAAAUUCAAGGAUCUCAGGAAAAACUGAUAAAAAUGAAAGAAGAGGAAGUCAGUUUAAAAGAAAAUGAUGAGAAAAUGGUCAAAUACCUGAGUGAAAUGGAGGAUUAUAUAGAGAGCCAAGAAAGAAACAUACAUAAGGUGGAGGAAGAAUUGGAAACACUAGUUGCGGAUUUAAACAGCAUCAAGGCCAAAAACCAGGAGAAGCAGCAGAUCUUUGAGUCCCAGGAAUUCAGCCCUGAAGAUAUUGAACGAAUUAAAAUCAAUAGGAAGGACAUGUUACGUCAGAUUGAUGAUGCAGAGGCCAGAGUGUCCAGUAUUGACCAAGAGAUCUGGUCAGAGGAAAUGAAAGCCUCAAAAAUGCUAGAAAGGGUAGAAUCUUCCUGUAAUGAAUACAAUGAUCUGGCUCAGCAACUAAAGCUGAUACCAACAUCAGCACAGUACGCCUGCGGUGUGGAUUACGAACUGUCAUCCUGUUACAACGCCAGGAAUAAAUUCACAGAAGUUGUCAAGCCAGCACUGCAGUCUUUGAAAAAGCAAUGGGCAGAAACAAUGCAUGAAAAAUCCAAGGAGCUCAUGACUGAAAAAGAUGUCUUUGAGCAGAGUGUUGCUGAUUGUAUGGAUUUAGAAAAUGAAUUAAAACUGAAAGAAAGUCAACUGAAGAGACUAGAAGAAGACCUAGAGUUCAAAAAGCAGGUGCACCAAAAAGAGUUUCAAAAACUACAAGAAGAGAAAGAGGGUUUAGAGAAGGAGUUAUCCCAGAUGAAAUUUUCCUCUAAUAAGACACUAGCUGAAGGACAGAUGGAGUUAAGGGAAAUUCAGAAAAGUAUGGAGAUUAAGAUCAGAUCCAUGGAACAUGAUGGAGAGUUGUAUGAGAGUUUCCUAAAAAAUGCCCUUUCCAAGAUGAUUGACCACAAAGAGAGAGUAGAGGAAAUUUUGCAACACAUGAUUGAAAGACUUGAGGAGAGAAUACAGAAUGUGACAGGAGAAAUAGGGGAAUGCUGAAGGAAAUUGCGUUUUUGUAAAUAAAGACUUACAAAGACAAAGGGUAUGAUUGUAAAUAAGAGAAGGAGAGAAAGAAAAAAAAGGUUGCUCAACUAAGGAGACAGUGAAGGAUGGUGCUGUAACAGUUGAACAGUUUGCAGUGAAGAUGAUGAAAAGAUGUUACAGGGAAGAUGAUGAAAAGAUGUUAGUGUGAAGAUGAUGAAAAGAUGUUAGUGUGAAGAGAUCGUAAAGGAGGAGGGGUGGAUGUUUGUGCUGUUUAUCUUAUUACAAUGCAUAUUAAACAGAAUACAACACUCCAGAAUGGAUACUGACAUUUUUCUAUAAAAAGUGACCUGUUUUAUGAUGUUACAAGUUGUAAGUGUAUUGGAUUGCAUGUGUUUAAUUAAAUUAUUGUUUGAACCAGUAA